AUGGCGGAUCAAUUCUUCAACUCAAUUGACGAUUAUGUGGGGCUCCAAACCGCCUCCAUUGCACUACUAUCGCUGGCAGUCAUCCCUAUUGUCGCUGGCUCUAUUUGCUCACUCAAACUACUCGAGAACCCAUUCUCUAAUGCCGUGAAAACUGAAAAGAAAUCACCGUCUCCUCGCGCUGCUCGAAGCUCUCGAUCGCGUUCAAGGUCCACCAGUGUCCAUCGCUACCAAACUAGAAGCCAAGACUACCAAGACAGCAACAGCAUCAGUAGCGACGACGAGGAUCUGAUCGAGAAGAUUGAUAUUUCCAAGGUCAUCAAUGUCAAGGACACGCUGCUUUUCCCUAUUAUUGCCUCUGCAUUGGUAUAUGCCGUGUCUCAUCUGAUUGAGACUGUCGAUCCAUUGUACGUCAACAAUGCCAUUAUGGUAUUGACAUCGAUUCUGUCCAUGACUGUAUUUUCGAGCACCACUGCCAUUGUUGCAGAGUCUAUUUUACCCAAGCAAGUCUUUGAUAGCGUUGGUAGAUUCAAGUUUAGCUAUACCAAGAAGAACAAGAAAUUAUGUCAUUUAAAUGUCACUUUGAUUCACUUGAUUAUCAUCGCGGUUUCCAUUGGCUUGGCCGUUGCCUAUGCAUGGACACAACAUUGGGUCAUUGGCAACCUGUAUGCCAUUUGUAUUGCCAUUCAGGCUAUUCGAUGCUUGACGCUGGAUUCAUUUGGUACAGGAUACUUGCUGUUACUGGGCAUGCUGGCCUACGACAUGUUCUGGGUGUUUGGCACAGAUACCAUGGAAUACCUCUCCAAAGUGCUGGUCUAUGCGCCAACCAGUGUUAUGUGGCCCAGAAAUAUCAAUACGUAUGUUCACAACACGUUGCUCAAGAGCGAUCACUAUUUCACCAUGUUUGGGUUAGGAGAAAUAAUUGUACCAGGCAUUUUCAUUGCUUACUGUUUGCGUGUGGAUCAGUCGAAUGCUUGGAGAAGCAGCAAGCCGAGAUCCUCCUUCCGUAAGCCUUACUUUACCUUGGCGUUGAUUUCCUACACAUUGACAGCAGGUGCUUCUAUAUACACGGUUCAUUUCACCAAAAAGUCUCAAUCAGCCUUUUUGUACGUCGUGCCUGCAUUGAUUUUGACAACGCUUGCUUUGGCAAUCUACAGAGGUGAGUUGAGUGCUGUGUGGGACGUAUCCGACAUCCUGGAGACGUUCAAAGAAAUCAAUGGGUUCCACACCGAGGAGUACAGGCCCACCCGAGAAGAGAGAUUAGCUGAGCGACAAGGCAACACAAGAUCCAGUAGAAGCGCAAGUGCUAGUGCAAGACGAGGUUCGACUGCGGGUGUCGUUGAAGAGGUGUUUGACGAGACCAGAAAGAUGGUAGCACCCAUCAUUGAAGAGGCGGCUGAGGUGACAUAUAAUGCAGCUGAAGAAGCUCGUAAGGCAAUGACUCCCUAUUACGAAGAGGCUGUCAAGAACACAACAAGAGCCGUGCAUGCAGUUGCUACCAAGGUGCAAGAGCAAACAGCGCUGGAUGAGGAUACAACCAUUGAGCAGGAUGUCAUUGCUCAACACAGGAAUGAUCCCGUUCGAUCCACUUCAAGAGGCCGUGGCCGUGGAAGAGGUCGUUCCCGUGGACGUGGCAGAAGUCGGUCUACAUCUGUAGCAGCCAGAAAGAGAAGUUCGAGUAGAGCCAGCAAGAGAAGCGCUUAG
Molecule: messenger RNA, 1701 nt
Organism: Mucor velutinosus
Lineage: Eukaryota; Fungi; Mucoromycota; Mucoromycetes; Mucorales; Mucoraceae
Exons: 3
Coding region: 1-1701 (566 amino acids)
Biological process (GO): membrane protein proteolysis
Cellular component (GO): cytoplasmic side of endoplasmic reticulum membrane; lumenal side of endoplasmic reticulum membrane; membrane
Molecular function (GO): aspartic endopeptidase activity, intramembrane cleaving
Source: RefSeq, a predicted model, not a curated record